Molecule: messenger RNA, 994 nt
Organism: Gavialis gangeticus (Gharial)
Lineage: Eukaryota; Metazoa; Chordata; Crocodylia; Gavialidae
Product: GAS2-like protein 1
Exons: 2
Biological process (GO): microtubule bundle formation; protein localization to microtubule plus-end; regulation of microtubule polymerization or depolymerization
Cellular component (GO): microtubule plus-end; cytoplasm; stress fiber
Molecular function (GO): cytoskeletal adaptor activity; actin filament binding; microtubule binding
Source: RefSeq, a predicted model, not a curated record
AAGACAUAAUGAAGCGCUGUCUCUUUAAUGGUUGGUGCAAUCAAUGGCUUCCCAACCCUUUUUGGGCUGGUUCCAAAUUCCAAGGAAAGCAGGGGAAAAAGAAGCCCAGGGCUGUGUGUGCAGUGGGCUUUUCUCCCCUGCUGUCUGGAGGAGGUAGGGGGAAGCCGGGGAGUUUCCAUAGCAAUAGGAAACUACAAAACUUCCACAAAAGAAGAACAGAAAGCCAGCUCCUCCGGGCGGCUGGCCACAGCACUGGGGAUUUUGCCUGACUGGGCUCAGCAAGCCCUGACAGAGAGACAGAAUGGGUUUGCAGUUCUGCUUGGACUCUGCUGGCGCCUUUCCAGGAAGGCAGAACCAGGCUUGUGCUCCAGACAGCCUCUGACUGCUGUGGCGGAGGGAGACAGCCAGCCAGGGAUGGGUAUGCUCAGCGGUUCAGCCUACCUGAAUUAACCUUGGAGCCCUCCCUUUUUAACUGGGCUCCUCCAAGCUGAUCUUUCUGGCCAAGAGAUUAGAAGAGAGAGACUCUGCGGCAAACUGGGAAGGGGGAGCCUCUGGCUUCCUCUGCACAUGGACUUGGCAGAAGACGGGAGGAAAGAAAGCACCGGGGUGUGAACAAACCCCCAGCCCUCAAUGAACUGGCGGAGAAAGGUGAAGGUGACGCAUGGGAAGGACAUGCAAGAUGGCUGACCAGAGCAACAUCCAGUCUGCAGCUUCCAAGAGCAUUCGGCCCUUCCGGUCCAGUGAGGAGUACCUUUAUGCCAUGAAGGAGGAUCUGACUGAGUGGCUCAACACUCUCUAUGACCUGGACAUCCCGGUGGACAACUUCAUGGAGGCCUUGGAGACAGGCUAUGAUCUCUGCCAACACGCCAACAACGUCAACCGCAUCGCCCUGGAGUUCCAGCAGCAGCACUCGGAGGCUGCCGCCCACAUGAGGGUGCCUCAGAACGAAGUGGUCUUCCAGGCCAAGAACGUGGUGCCUGGCUCCUUCAUCGCC